CGCAACAUCAUAUGAUUCGUCAACGUAGUUCAGCAAACAAAGUUUUCUGAUUGUCAUUUACGUGUCGUGAACAAAUAAAAUAAUCAUUUUUAAACGAAUUACACUUUUCUACGAUAUAAGUGACGUUUAAAAUGCAAACAAGUGGUGCAGAUGAUUUACUACAAUUUCGUGAUUACAACAGCACGCCCAGUAUGAGCAGCCCACCGGCACAAAUAAAUGUGAAUUCACCAACGCAUUCCAGCGGUUCUGCAGGUGCAACGCGCGGCAAUAAUGCACUCAACGAUUUGAUUUAUGACAUGAGCAACUCAGCAGGCAUCCUAAGUGGCUCCAAUAGCGCAGGUGGUGCUGGAAAUAUUAAUAAUGCCGCAGCUGGCGGUGGCGGCGCUGGUGGUGCUGAUGAUGCUGGCAGCAGCAACAAGGUGUCGUUUCUAACACUUGAAUACUAUCAGCAAUUCUUCAAUGUUGAUACUUAUGUGGUGUUGGAGCGCAUUGCUAACUCCAUGAUACCAAAGCGUGCUGGUGGCAACUACUUGCGUUCGAGUAUUGGUCAGAAUCCUGACUUGUAUGGGCCAUUUUGGAUUACCGUAACGCUGAUUUUUUCGAUUGCCAUAAGUGGCAAUAUUGCUAGUUAUUUACAGCACGCCAAUGACAACUACCACUGGCGUUAUAAUUUCCAUUUAGUCUCCUAUGCCGCCACUUGUAUUUUCAUCUACGCCAAUCUAUUCCCCAUCGCCUUGUGGGCACUCUUUAAGUAUAGUCUCAAACCGAUUACCGAUGAUGUCGAAACUGAAAGUGCCGACUACUCACCCUCACUGUUAUCGCUAAUGUGCAUUUACGGUUAUUCGCUAUUUAUUUACAUACCCGUCUCCGUAUUGUGGGUUAUACAGAUUAGCUUGCUACAAUGGCUACUAGUUAUUACCGCCGCUCUACUCUCCGGUUCAGUGCUGAUUUUCGUGCUCACUCCUGCGCUACGUAACUCUAAAUUGUCGCUAUUCCUCAUAAUCGGCAUACUGGGUGCGCAUUUUUUACUCGCUGCUGGUUUCAUGUUGUACUUCUUUCAUGUGCCCAGCAGUGUAGUAGCUAAUGGACCAGUGCCUGCUGCCUUGCAGGCGGUUACACAGGCGGCGCAGCAUAUUGUGAGCCCACAAGUCAUUGCUGGCAAUAUUUCACCGCCCAAUGGCACACGUUGAGUAAAUAUUACGCAUAAAUCAAACGCGUUUUUUCUUAGCAAAUUAAGAUUUUUUAUUUAAAUUUAAUUUGAAUUUAGAAAUUGUUGAUUUAUUAUUUGCCACUGAGGCGAAUUGGUACUUUUUAAUUUUAUUUGCAAUAUAUAAUAAUAGAAAAGAAAUAUUUUUAUUAUUACAUAUAUAUAUACUUAUUAUAAAUGCCAACAUAUUCCAUUGUAAUUACUUAAUUUAAUAAUAAAAAAUUUAAUGCUUAAAUAAAUGAGCCAAAAAUAUAAAUAACCUCAAAAAAUA
Messenger RNA from Zeugodacus cucurbitae (melon fly), 1478 nucleotides. Its product is annotated as protein YIPF1. Lineage: Eukaryota; Metazoa; Arthropoda; Insecta; Diptera; Tephritidae. Gene Ontology annotation, biological process: vesicle-mediated transport. The record is from RefSeq and is a predicted model, not a curated record. Gene Ontology annotation, cellular component: Golgi apparatus; membrane. The transcript is spliced from 4 exons. Bases 132 to 1190 code for a protein of 352 amino acids. Gene Ontology annotation, molecular function: small GTPase binding.